Messenger RNA from Passer domesticus (house sparrow), 3750 nucleotides. Its product is annotated as calcium-activated potassium channel subunit beta-2. The record is from RefSeq and is a predicted model, not a curated record. The coding region runs from base 1100 to 1942 and encodes 280 amino acids. Gene Ontology annotation, cellular component: voltage-gated potassium channel complex; membrane. Gene Ontology annotation, molecular function: potassium channel regulator activity; calcium-activated potassium channel activity. Gene Ontology annotation, biological process: detection of calcium ion; potassium ion transport. NCBI's taxonomy places the organism in Eukaryota, Metazoa, Chordata, Aves, Passeriformes, Passeridae. The transcript has 6 exons.
AUCAGAGACUGACUGUUAUAAGACCUAGACAGGCGGUAGCUUCUUAAUUUGCGAGACCUUACAUUUUAAACAGGGGGAAAAAAGAUCCUCUCACAACUAACUGUGGACCUCACCAGCAAAAGCUGCUUUUCUUUUUGCCACAGAAGCAAACAACAGGAGCGCAGCAUGGGAAAGCAGUGAGCAGCCGGAGACGAGCGGGAGCGCCUCUCCAGCACGCUCUUGACUCAGAAAAGCAAACACCACCCAAGGACGAAGUGGUCCGAUGGAGGUGACUGAGGCAAAGGCUGGGAAGCCCCUGAUUUCACACCAGCACGGGCAAGGGCACGCAGGGAUGAGCGAGCACUGGAGAAGGAGCCGCACGCCUGCUCCUGCACAGCCCUGACACUUUGGGAAGCAGAAGGUGCCCAGCCAGCGAGGUCUGCCUGGCCACGGGCUCAGCACAGCCCUGGGACUGCCCCAGCCCUGAUCUCCUCUUGCUGCCUGACUCCUGCAGCUUUCUUCCCAGGAGCAGGUGAGAGGGAUGAGCUUUGCCAAAUGACAGAGAAGGCACCGACUCCACACGGAGCGUCCUGCCCUCAUGGAAAUGGCCAUCAUGCCCCGGCAGAGUCACGGCAGCCAAGGAUGCGCAGGCAGAGCGGAUUUCAAGAAGAGCUUUUAUAAAUGUGGGGAGAACAAGGAGCUUCGUGAAAUAAAGUUUGGAGAGAGAAAGCUCGGCUUUUUUUGGGUUGACUUUAUUCAGAGGGUCUUCACACCCACUUCCUUCUGACAGCUUGUUUCUGUGUAGUUGCUGAAUUCUGGUGCUUUGCCUCUAUUUAAAAACCAAAAGUAAUUAAAACUUCCUGGGAACUGUGAAAGCAGCAAGAAAUACUUGGACACAUUGAGAGACGAGAUAUUUGGAAGCCUUCUGCUGGUAGAUAGGCUGUUUUCCCAAAGGUGGCAGCUACAGAAGUUCGUAGAUGAGAGGGAAAAUCUCCCUGUCGCAUCCCAUUGAAAUCUCCAUUUUAGGCACUGCCGCUCCUCUGCUGCUCAGAUUGCAUCACCGUGCUCUGGAGGGAGCCUGCAGCCAGUGCUCUUCAGAUGGGAGCAUGGGAUUUACAGCAUGGGGCCCAAGAGAGACAAGGAGCACAGCCAUGGCAAAGGAAAGCAAAAGGCUCAGCAUCCUUCCCACCUUCAAAGCUGGUCCUUCCAUCGUCCCACUGCAGCGAGCAGAGCCAACACUGGGCAACCCUCUAAAAUGUUUAUUUGGACCAGUGGCCGGGGAUCUACAUCUUACAGACAUGAUGAGAAAAGAAAUAUUUACCAAAAAAUCAGGGAUCACGACCUACUGGACAAAAGGAAAACAGUGACAGCCCUGAAAGCUGGAGAGGACCGGGCCAUUCUGCUGGGGCUGGCCAUGAUGGUGUGCUCUAUCAUGAUGUACUUCCUGCUGGGAAUCACGCUGCUGCGCUCCUACAUGCAAAGUGUCUGGACAGAAGAGACUCAAUGCUCGCUUCUCAAUGCAUCCAUCACAGAAACCUUUAACUGCUCAUUUAACUGCGGGCCAGAGUGCUGGAAAAUCUCUCAGUACCCCUGCCUGCAGGUGUAUGUUAAUCUCACCUCUUCUGGCCAGAAGCUUCUACUCUACCACACCGAGGAAACAAUGAAAAUUAAUUCUGAGUGUUCGUACAUCCCCAAGUGCGGGAAGAACUACGAAGAAUCCAUGUCGCUGGUGAAUGUGGUGAUGGAAAACUUCAGGAAGUACCAACGCUUCUCCUGCUUCUACGACCCCGAGGGCGUGCAGAAGAACGUGAUCCUGACCAAACUGUACAGCUCCAACGUGCUGUUCCACUCCCUGUUCUGGCCCACCUGCAUGAUGAUCGGUGGGGUCGCCAUCGUCGCCAUGGUGAAGCUGACUCAGUACCUGUCCCUGCUCUGCGAGAGGAUCCAGAGGAUCAGCAGAUAGGAAAGGACACUCCUCCGGAAUUUAACCACAGCGAAAAUACUGUUUUUUCUCAUUCUUCACCAAAGAACCUUAAGUUUGUAAUGUGCAAGUCUGGUAUGAGUUCCUUACUAUAUUCUUCUAAGUAGAGCAAUAAUGCAAAAGCUGUUCUAUAUGCAAACAUGAUGUUAUUAUUAUGCAGACAACUGAAGAAGUUACUGUUUUGUGUUGACCGUCUCUAUGAUCUUGUUUUAUGCUGGGAUUAGUACUUUCUUUUCUACAGCCAAGAUAGGGCUCAGUGUGACCAUUGGCCAAGCUUUAGUCAAUUGAUGUUUUCGGUGUAAAAGAUUCUGGGGAAAUUCACUGCUGGACAAAGGGCAGAUGACCACUUGUGCAUCAUUGAGGUCUCACACCUGGCUCAGUCCAUUGGAUGGAUUUGUGGCUUUGGCAUUUUAAAUACUGGCUGCAGAGGAGGGGGGGGAAAAAACACUGAUAAGGGUUUUUUUUCAUGGUAAGAUGGCACAAAAAGGAUGUAUUUUGAGGUCAGGUUGGGAUAAACAUACAGUAUUUUCAUCCUCAGCAGGACUUGGUGAUGCUUUGUGUUUGCUCCCUCAGUUCAGAAGUCAAUUGUACCCUAUGGUGUUUGUAAGGUCUUUUGGAAAACACUUUGGAGUUUUAUUUUGUGUAGUGCUAUAAUUUUCUUCUGUCUUAUCAACAUAAGUUUUGUCACUUGCAGAAGCUGUAGCCAAAAAGCAAAAAAACACCUUGUUCCAUUUUGUAUUCUAGUCUGAGCCCUAUUGAUGGAGGUGGGACCAGAACUCCUUAUGUAAAGGUUUAUUAUUCAUUUGUCUUGUAUUUGCUACCAUAUCACUGUAAAGAAAAAAAUAACACUAUCAGCUAUUUUUUCAUUUUUUACUUCCAACUAUUUUAGAUUUUUUUACUUGAUAUAUAUACAGAUAUAUAUAUAUAUAUAUAUAAAGAAAAAGCUAUAUUAUAUCUAGUUGUGUAUUGAGACUUGUUAUGGGAGUUUUUUUCAUUUGUUUUUACCCACUGGAAAAUUAACAGUACAAUUCAUGUAUUUGUAACCUUCAUCCUUGAAUAGUAUCAUAACACAGAGAAGCAGCACUGCAGGAUCUUAUCCAAUAUUCAUGAUGUUGUUUCAGUCAAAGGUCUCUGUUGCUGUGACAUGGGAAAUGACAAAAAUCUCAUCCAAUUCUAUGGCUCUAUUAACUGAAUUGUUAGAUAAUCGUCAUAACACAUUUGGAAAUCUCUCCUGACCUUAACUCACCAUGCAGUGCUGGCUGACAUGAAUUAUGAUUUACAAGACCCAGUGCAAUGAUUUAUUGGAAAAACUGAGAAUCUGGCUAAAUUGUUGUUCUAUCUGUCAAAUAUUUACCACAGUAUACUCGCCAGUUUAAUUUCACACACACUGUAGUCACAAUUUCUGAAAAAUUUGUUUUUAUUCCCCCAUAGAAAACAGUCCUUCCUAUGUUUUAAAGACACCUCUCUCAGUUCCUCAUGUUGCACCCAGCCUGAAGGACAAACACAAGGCACAUCCUGGGAGCAAUCCUGUGAACUCAUUAUCCAAUAGCUCAAAGAAACCAUAUAUAGGCCUACUCAAACCAAGAAAAUAACAUUUUUCCCUUCAAAAAGACUGCAAAUCAAGUACUCUGUCUAGUUCAUCUAAAUAUAUAUAUAAGUACCUUUCCUCAUCAUAGCAUUAAAAAUUUCAAGAUGUUACAAAACAAGUCAUGCAAGUGUAAUGUGAGCUGUAAAAAAAAAAAAAAAAAGUUCUCAGCAGUGAAAAUAAACCUGCAAUCUUGUAAUCAGUA